Molecule: messenger RNA, 974 nt
Organism: Phytomonas sp. EM1
Lineage: Eukaryota; Euglenozoa; Kinetoplastea; Trypanosomatida; Trypanosomatidae
Source: the annotation of a GenBank genome assembly
GCGGUUACAAACAUUGUACACAUUAUUCGAAAUCAGCUCGAUAAUCUCAGAAAAGGAAGAAGUAUAGUACAAUAAAUUAUCUCAAUGUGCCGGUCUAGUACUUCUGCUAAGGUACGCUACCCUAUGGCGGUGCGCACGAUUGCUUCACAGGAGGAGAUAUGGAAAAAGACGGCGGAGUGCGCGAAACGGAUUGCCAAUGACUACAAGGGCUACAAUCUCAGUUCGGAGAACCCAAUUGUGUUGGUGUGCGUUCUCAAGGGCGCUUACCUCUUCGCUGCAGACCUUUCACGAUUUUUAGCGGAUGAAGGCGUUCCUGUAAAGAUAGAGUUUAUUUGCAUUAGCUCCUAUGGAAAAGGUGUAGAGUCGUCUGGGCAAGUGCGCUUGCUGUUGGAUGUGCGGGAGAGCGUUGAGAACAAGCAUGUCUUGAUCGUAGAGGAUAUCGUUGAUACCGCAACGUCCCUUCUUUACAUUAAGAACUUGUUUUUGAGCAAAAAUCCAGCGUCUCUGAAGUCGGUAGUGUUGCUAGACAAGCCGAAUGCACGCAAGAAGCCGUUCAGUCCAGAUUACCGUGUUAUCGUUGUGCCUAAUGUAUUUGUUGUGGGCUACGGUUUGGAUUAUUCAGAGAGCUUCCGUGAGCUGCGGGACGUGGUCGAGCUAGAUAAGAAAUAUUAUGAAGGCAAAUCCCGAUUGUAACAACUAAUCGAGGGACUAAUAUGUAUACAUAUAUUACCAUAAUUCUUUCCUUUGGUAUUACUUUUUAUACUUUUUAAUCAAAAUAAUAGCGUAUUACUAAUCUUAAAGUUGAAAAUAAUAUUUCCUUAACAGAUAACACGUGGAUUUAUUAUAUAUCAUUUUGUCGCGUAGGGAUUGAUAAGUUGACUAUAAUUUUGUUAAAAAUAUUGUAAGAAAAGUAUUAAAAAGGUAAAAAGAGUCAUAUUUUUACGGAGUGUAGCAUUUAUGGCUGUGGUGCUCGU